AUGUUUUUCAAAAAAGAUAAUAUAAAAACAAAAUCAAAGUCUGGUUUCAAGUCAAAGAUUGUCACCAGAUUCGAUUUUAAGAAACCAUAUAAAUUCAAGUUUGAAGACACCAGUGCUAGUAGGUCUGCUGCUCCCGAAUGUAGAUAUCUAAUUAAUCAACAACAAGUGCAACUCUAUCCAAUAACAUCCAGCACCAACAAUAACUCCAACACAACAUUCUCCUCACCACACAUUCUUGCUAGACCUGUAAAUUAUCACACUACUGUAUAUACGACAACCACAACAACAACAACCACCACGACAACAACUAAUUUCACACCGACCAACACUAUUACACCUACUACACUUCCGCCAUCAAUAGUAUCUAGCGACUUUAUUCUUUCCAACUCGACUCAUAAACAACCAAUACAUUCAUUUGAGAUUGGACAACAAACAACAAUGCAAUUGUUACCACCGAAUCAAAGUACAAGACCAAGAAGCAACACUAUUGAGACAAUGAGAGCACUCACUGGCAGAGAUGAUAAUGGAUAUAAAAUGGUAAACGAUUAUGUCAUUGUUAGGAGAUUGGGUGUUGGAUCAUAUGGAAAAGCAAUCAAAGUAUUUAGUAAGCUGAAAUUAAAGAGUAGACAAAACUUUGGAUUAAAGUCUAGUGGUGGAAAUGCAUAUGAAGAGGUGAUGAAAGAGAUAGCAAUCAUGAAAAAAAUGAAUCAUCCCAACGUAGUUAGAUUGUACGAAGUCAUAAACGAUCCCGAUGAGGAUUGUAUAUAUAUAGUGAUGGAAUAUAUCGAAGGAGGUUCAAUCAUGUCCACCAAUGACCUCGCUAGAAAUAACUGUAUGUCUGAGAAUCUAGCAAGAAAAUAUUUUAGAGAUAUCGUCUAUGGAUUAGAGUAUCUACAUGAACAAAAGGUUAUUCAUAGAGAUAUUAAACCAGAGAAUCUAUUAGUAAAUAAGGACGGUGUUGUUAAGAUUACAGAUUUCAGUGUCUCUCAUAUCUUUGAAUACAGUGAUAUUCUAAAGUGCUCUGCAGGAAGUCCUGCUUUCUUAGCACCAGAGUUAUGUAAAGAAGACCAAUCGAAUAUAUCAGGAAAAGCUGUCGAUAUUUGGGCAUUGGGUGUCAGUUUGUAUUGUCUAAUAUUUGCAACGACACCUUUCAAUUGUAAUCAAAACAACUUAAUGGCUAUUUAUACAAUAAUACAAACACAGGAAGUAACAUUUCCAAGAGAAAUCUCGGUUGAAUUAAUUGAUCUAUUUAAAAGAUUGCUAGAUAAGAAUCCAUCAAGUAGAAUAACGAUUAAAGAUAUAAAGAAUCAUACUUGGACAACAAUGAAUGGUACGUUGCCAAUGAAAGAGAGUGAUCAUUUCAUUCUAUCAGUUACAGAGCAAGAAGUAAACUGUGCUAUCACCUCUGAUUUGUUUAACUCAAUGGUAAGAAUCUAUAAAACUUUCGAAUAUUUCAUUAUUAAAGAUGAUCUUAGUAGUAGUAGUGAGAGUAGUGGUGUACUUGGAUCAGAAUCAUUAAAGAAAAAGCUAUAUACCCCAAUUACUAUUACUUCUAAUAAUAAUAAUAAUAAUAAUAUUAAUAAUAAUCAACAACAAAACAAUAAUAGUUAUAACAAUAGCACUUCUAAAUUCCAGAAUGAUGAUGAUGACGACGAAGAAGAAGAAGAAGAUGAUGAUGAUAGUCAUAAAUUACCAUCUCGAUCAACUACAAAGUCGUUACCUGAUUUUAUUUCAUCAAUUAGAAUAAAUCAAUUCCUAUUGGAAUUAUAUUCCAAUUUAAAUUGUUAUGUUUUCCCAAGCUUUCUAUCUUGUAUCCACAUUGUUUUAGCUUAA
Heterostelium album PN500 is the source of this 1833-nucleotide messenger RNA. Its product is annotated as serine/threonine-protein kinase. The record is from RefSeq and is a predicted model, not a curated record. Lineage: Eukaryota; Evosea; Eumycetozoa; Acytosteliales; Acytosteliaceae. Gene Ontology annotation, molecular function: ATP binding; protein serine/threonine kinase activity. Bases 1 to 1833 code for a protein of 610 amino acids. The transcript is spliced from 10 exons. Gene Ontology annotation, cellular component: cytoplasm. Gene Ontology annotation, biological process: protein phosphorylation; intracellular signal transduction.